AUGACGCAAGCAGAGCUUCCCCGCCUCCGGAUCCCCGCGCCAGGGGCAGCCUGGGGGCCGCGGACUCGAGGCGGGCACCGAGGCUGCGCCGGGCGGUCCACGCAGGGUGGGCGCACGCAGGAGAGCCAGGUAGGGCGAGGGCACGCGAGCAAGGCGCGGGGCACGUCCACGCGCGGCGGCGCGCGCAGAACGGCUGCCCGCCGGGAGGCGCACGCGCAGAAGGCCCACGCAGCCUCUUCAGUCCUGCCCCCACCCCCGCGAGUCAUUUAUGGGGGAAGUGCCAAGCCCUGUAAGAUUUCAGGGUGGGAGGACGUGGGCUGGCCGGCGGGCGGGAGAGCGAAGCGCACCGCUCCCAGGACCUUGGUUCGAGUACACCGCUGCCAGGACCCUGCGUGGGGCGCCCGCGUCCCCGUCGCCAUCCUUGUUCCGUCCCUGCUCCCGUCCGCGCUCUCCACCCCGGUCCGCGCGGCCCCGUCCCCGGCUCUCCGCCGCCCGCGCCGCGCCCUCCCCGAGGGCCCCGCCGCCGCCGCCGCCCUGGCGCUCCCCGCGGGCCCCGCCGAGGCCGCCUGCGCCCUGUGCCAGCACGCGCCCCGGGAGCCGGUGCGCGCCGACUGCGGCCACCGCUUCUGCCGGGCGUGCGUGGUGCGCUUCUGGGCCGAGGAGGACGGGCCCUUCCCGUGCCCCGAGUGCGCCGACGACUGCUGGCAGCGCGCCGUGGAGCCCGGCCGCCCGCCGCUCAGCCGCCGCCUGCUGGCGCUCGAGGAGGCGGCCGCCGCGCCCGCGCGCGACGGCCCGGCCUCCGAGGCGGCGCUGCAGCUGCUGUGCCGCGCCGACGGGGGCCCGCUAUGCGCCGCCUGCCGCAUGGCCGCGGGGCCCGAGCCGCCCGAGUGGGAGCCGCGCUGGAGGAAGGCGCUGCGCGGCAAGGAGAAUAAAGGGUCUGUGGAGAUCAUGAGGAAAGAUCUGAAUGAUGCGAGGGACCUGCAUGGUCAGGCCGAGUCUGCUGCUGCCGUGUGGAAGGGUCACGUGAUGGAUCGCAGGAAGAAGGCUCUGACGGACUACAAGAAGCUGCGGGCCUUCUUUGCUGAGGAGGAAGAGCGCUUCUUACAGGAGGUGGAGAAAGAGGAGGGGUCCCCCGAGGCUGAGGACGCGGACCCAGUGGAGAGGUUCAGGUCCCUGCUGCAGGCCGUCUCGGACCUGGAGAGGAGGCACCACGACCUGGGCCUCAGCAUGCUGCUCCAGUGAUCUGCCCGGGUGCAGGCAGAGGAAGGACACCACCCCAGCCCACAGCAGCUCCUUCAUCCGCCUUCUGGACCCACGGUGCCCUGCACGCUUCACCCCUGAGGGUCUUCACCUCAGUGUGGAUCCCCAGCUGGGGUUGUUCCUAGUGGCCCUCUGCAGAGUGUCCCUUUUCUCUGGGUGUUCGUGUUUCCAGGCCGUGACAUUUCACCUUAGAGCCCCGUGUGGGGAGGUUAACCUGAGUGUGUCCCUCUCUUCAUAAAGCUCUUGUCGCUGCUGCCGA
This is a messenger RNA of Diceros bicornis minor, 1519 nucleotides long. RefSeq names its product ring finger protein 187 (gene RNF187). The coding region runs from base 1 to 1242 and encodes 413 amino acids. The record is from RefSeq and is a predicted model, not a curated record. Lineage: Eukaryota; Metazoa; Chordata; Mammalia; Perissodactyla; Rhinocerotidae. The transcript is spliced from 5 exons.